This is a messenger RNA of Equus quagga, 6202 nucleotides long. RefSeq names its product ubiquitin specific peptidase 45 (gene USP45). Bases 114 to 2570 code for a protein of 818 amino acids. The record is from RefSeq and is a predicted model, not a curated record. Lineage: Eukaryota; Metazoa; Chordata; Mammalia; Perissodactyla; Equidae. The transcript is spliced from 18 exons. Gene Ontology annotation, biological process: protein deubiquitination. Gene Ontology annotation, molecular function: cysteine-type deubiquitinase activity; zinc ion binding.
AGAUAAUUGAGCUUCGAAGAGGUAUAGGUGUAGGUCAAGAAAUUUCCUAUCUAGUAAGGAAGUGAGAACGACAAGUAAGACAACAGUAUUGAAAAAAUGAAAGUAAAUAACAGAUGCGGGUGAAGGAGCCAUCCAAAGCUUUACCUGAGAAAGCCAAAAGAAGUAAAAGGCCUACGCUACCUCAUGAUGAAGACUCUUCAGAUGACAUUGCUGUAGGUUUCACUUGCCAACAUGUAAAUCUUGCUGUCAGCGUGAAUCAUGUGAAAAGAGCAAUAGCUGAGAGUCUGUGGUCAGUUUGCUCAGAAUGUUUAAAAGAAAGAAGAUUCUAUGAUGGACAGCCAGUGCUUCUUACUGAUGUCUGGUUGUGCCUCAAGUGUGGUUUUCAGGGAUGUGGUCAAAGCUCAGAAAGCCAGCAUUCAAUGAAGCACUUCAAGAGUCAGAGAACGGAGCUUCAUUGUAUUAUAAUUAAUCUGAGCACAUGGACUAUAUGGUGUUAUGAGUGUGAUGAAAAAUUAUCAACGCAUUGUAAUAAGAAGGUUUUGGCUCAGAUAGUUGAUUUCCUCCAGAAACAUAUUUCUAAAACACAAACAAGUGCAUUUUCUAGAGUCAUAAAACUUUGUGAAGAAAAAUGUGAAAUAGAUGAAAAGAUGAAAGCAAGGAAGGGUAGCAGUGGACCGUCUGUAAAAGGAAUUACGAAUUUAGGAAAUACUUGCUUUUUUAAUGCAGUCAUGCAGAACUUGGCACAGUCUUACAUUCUUACUGAACUGAUGAAUGAGAGCAAAGAAAAUGGUACAAAACUGAAGAUUUCUCCUUCCUCAGACUCUCAGCUGGACCCAUUAGUGGUGGAACUUUCAAGCCCCGGACCAUUGACCUCAGCCUUGUUCCUGUUUCUUCACAGCAUGAAGGAGACUGAAAAAGGACCGCUUUCUCCUAAAGUUCUUUUUAAUCAGCUUUGUCAGAAGGCCCCUCGAUUUAAAAGUUUCCAACAACAGGACAGUCAGGAGCUUCUGCACUAUCUGCUGGAUGCAGUGAGGACAGAAGAAACGAAGAGAAUACAAGCUAGCAUUCUAAAAGCAUUCAACAACCCAACUACUAAAACAGCUGAUGAUGAAACUAGAAAAAAAGUCAAAGCAUAUGGAAGAGAAGGUGUGAAAAUGAACUUCAUAGAUCAGAUCUUUGUUGGUGAAUUAACUAGCACGGUCAUGUGUGAAGAAUGUGCAAAUAUCUCCAUGGUGAAAGAUCCUUUUAUUGAUAUUUCACUUCCUAUAAUAGAAGAAAGGGUUUCAAAACCUGUACUUUUGGGAAGAGUGAGUAAAUAUAGAAGUUUACAGGAGACAGAUAAUGGUCAGUACAGUGGCACUGCUACUAUAGAACAUACUCAUCAUCCCAGAGCCAACAAGAAGCAUCCUUCAUCUAAAGAGAAGAAUCAACUAAUUCAUGGCAGAAAACAUAUAAGAAAAUUGUCAUCUGGAGAAGAUAAAGCUGUUGACAUCCACUGGAAAAAUGAAAACCUUGAAAUGGAUGGGGAUUCUUCAGUGCUGGCAAGCAUCGCAAAUACUGAAUCAACUCUGACUGGAAGCCCUACCGAUGGCAGUGAAAAGGAAGCCAGCCAUUCUGAAAGUAGUGUUGAUGCUGACAGUGAAGCUUCAGAAUCUGAAAGUGCUACUAAGCAGACUGUGUUGUUGAGAUCCACUGGUGGAUACAGGGUGCACGCAAUGGGACACCUUCACCAUGUGUCCACAAGUGAACCACCCACCAGGGAGACUGACAGGGGUCAUGAGGGAGUGGCGGAAGCUAUGGCUGAACUUCGUUUGAGCAGCACUAUAACUGGCGAUAGAGAUUUUGAAAAGGAAAAUCAGCCACUAAAUGUUUCAAAUAAUUUAUGUUUUUCAGAGGGGAAGCAUAUGGUGUCUCACAGCCCCCAAAAUGCUUUUCAGACCCUCUCUCAGAGUUAUAUAACUACUUCUAAAGAAUGUUCAGUUCAGUCCUGUCUCUACCAGUUUACGUCUAUGGAAUUACUAAUGGGAAAUAAUAAGCUUCUAUGUGAGAAUUGCACUCUCACAAAGAAACAGAAGUAUCAAAAGGAAAGCAGUUCUGCAGAAAAGAAAGCAGAAGGGGUUUAUACAAAUGCCAGGAAGCAGUUGCUCAUUUCUGCUGUUCCAGCUAUCCUAAUUCUCCACCUUAAAAGAUUCCACCAGGCUGGCUUGAGUCUUCGCAAAGUAAACAGACAUGUAGAUUUUCCACUGAUGCUUGAUUUAGCACCAUUCUGUUCUGCCACUUGUAAGAAUGUAAAUGUGGGAGAUAAAGUUCUCUAUGGUCUCUAUGGUGUAGUGGAACAUAGCGGCUCGAUGAGAGGAGGCCACUACACCGCUUACGUGAAAGUGAGGACACCCUCCAGGAGAUUAUUGGAACAUAUCACUGGGAAGAGAAAUGUACCUGGUUUGAAAGAACCUGAUAGUGAGUCGGCAGGCCAGUGGGUCCAUGUUAGUGAUACUUAUGUGCAGGUGGUUCCAGAAUCAAGAGCACUUAGUGCACAAGCGUACCUUCUUUUUUAUGAAAGAAUAUUAUAAUGAUUUGUUAAUUAUUCAUGGUAAUGAUUAUUUAGAUCACUUUUAUUUAAAUGCUGCAAUGGUAACCAUAAUAUGCAAUGUGCCUUCGUAGUCUUUUCUCUUCUGUAGGAAUAGCAUGUCCCUCAAAUGCUCCUGAACAUUUUUACCAUUUUGGUAAAUGCUUUUAAAGUAAAUUAAAUUUACUGAGUGCUUUCAAAUGUAUAUUCUUAAACUAAAUGUAAACACAUGUUUUUAAAAAAUUAUUUAUCCCUGGAAAAACUAGAAUUUACAGCAGUAGAGGAAAUUCUUUUAUGAUGUGGCUUAUUAUUACAAGCAUUCAGAAAUGAUACUGACUAAAUCAAAUGGUUCCUUAAAACAGUGUUUCCCAAACGUGAGUCACAUACCACCUUUCUGAUCUCAUAUACUUGUAUGUAUACCUCCUGUGCCAUUGUUUACUUAUUGUUUUUAACCUUAUUUUUUAGCCUUAUUUUUUUAACCAUAGGCUUGUUUUGAGUAUAUUCCACAUUUUAUCUGCUAGUUAUAUUUUUUCUAAUAAAUAUAUAAGUAUUAAAAAUAAAUUGUUCAUCUAUGUAGCACUCCACUUAAAAAAUCAUCUCAGGGCUAUCCAGUGGUAGACGUGCACUGCUGUGUGGGAAACAUUGCUAUAACAUGUAUUUACACAAUUGGCAUAGUGACCUUGUCUUGUUUUGUAUGAUUCAACCAUAUAAAAAGACACCACUGUAACUUCAGUAAUACAGGUUUACAAAUAUUAUAUUGAUUAGCUUAUUGCUUUGAGGUUUUGAGAACUAGAAAAAUAUUGAAAUACUUCAUCAACAUAUUAUUUACAGCCUAUUCUUGGUGGAGUUGAGGAUAAUUUGCAAAUGAUUAGCCAAGGUCAAAAUAUAGUGAUAGAGAAUUGUAACAUGCAGAAUUGGUAAGUAGAAGUUGUUCAUCCCUAUGGGACCAUAGGGUAUUUUGAGAUAUAAAUUACCAAAUUAUAUUUGUAAAUGUUAUAGAAUUAUAUUCUAAUUAUACUUAACAGGGAAAGAUAAUACAUUUCCUAGUUCAGUAGGUCAGUAAAUGUUAAUCAUGUUUUCGGGGUUUUGAGAUCACUUUUUCUUUGUCUUCAUCAAGCAGUAUUAAUAAGUUCAAGUGAGUUUAGAUUUUAUUUUAGGGGCAUAAAGUUGGCAUUUCUGAUUUUCUUUUUAAAGAAUUAAAUACUAGCAAAAAUAUGAUAUCUUUUACUGCUAGAAUACAAAUUAUUAAGCUGCCAAAACUUGGCAUGAAAAUAUUACUACUACUUAGGCUUAAAUUUAAAAAAAAUAAUGGCUACUUCGGUGUCACAUUAUUGAAUCAAAACAUGUAACUGCAAGGUUCAAGCAUCCUAAUCAUUAGUGCCAACUAAAGACACUAAAGGCAGAUACUGGCUAUGUGCCUAGUCCCAGUUCAUUCUCUGGGGAAGGAAGGGUAAGAAGCGUGGCUGAAGACAAUGUGUGGAAAUAUUUAACCUUCUUAACACACAUGUAUAUACAACAUUUUCAAGGUUACCAGUGCUGCCUUUUGAUAUGUGAAUAAAUGGAAUUGUGAUGAGUGUUAAAAAAGGUAAUAACAUACAAAAUGCAGAGCUUAAAAAUAUCAUUGCACAAAUUCUGUUUUUAAGCUGUUGAAAUUUCAAUAGUAGUAUUUUUCUUGAUUUUUAACAGUGAAAUGAUGGAGACACAUAUCUGUGUAAGUUAAUCUGCAAACUCAGGUUUUGUCCUGUGAAAGGUAAUUUAAAGUGUUUAAUUGUAAUCUAUUAACACUGAAAUUUUCAGUACCAGAGCAGUGAAUCUUUUUGAAAAAUACUAGUUAAAUCUCUUUAUUCAAGUCAGACUUCUUGGUAAUGACAAUUACCGUCCCCUCUCACAACUGUAAAUAUUACGUCACCUCAUUUCUCUCCUAGAUAAGAUACUAUUAAAAGGCAUGCACUUUUCACUGGAUGGUCACCUGCUUCUUGUUUCAUUGAUAGAUAGAUGAAAGAAAGAAAGAGAGAAAGAGAAAGAGGGAAGGGAAGAAGAAAGGAAGGGAAAGAAACAAGAGCAUUCUUUUCUGUUGCCUCUUGGCUUAUGCUUUACACAGUUAUAGUCAGAGACGGCGAGUGAUAGUGAGGGCAAGAAUCAAGGAAAGUGCCUAGGUCCUCUUUUCACUAUCAGAUGCCAGGAAAGGCACCAGUGCUAUAGUUAUCAAAUAGGACAUCUUUUAAGCUUUAUUCUGAGUACCAGUUAAGAGUGAUUUUUUGUUGAGUGAGUGACACAUUGUAGCUCCAGAUCAUUACCUCAGUGCUCAAGGACUGCAGUAGUUUUUAUGCUCAACUUCACAUUUUCUCAUUAAGUCUAUAUUUAUUGAAUACCUGCUAAGGGUCAGGCACUAUGCUGACAUUAUUUUAACAUGUUUUAAAAUGGAGAGGCCUAUAUAAGUUUUAGACAUUAUACCAGAAGUAACAUGCAAAUAAGAUACUUUUAUUUUCAUUUCCACAAUGUUAAAUGAGCUAAUUCUGAAAUCUGGUUUUUUUAUGGCCUAGAGUUUAUGAAUGCUUUUCCAUGUCUUCUGGUAAUGGAAUAAAUUUGAUUUUUUGGAUGCCUAAGAGUUUCCUAAGAUAGCUUUCUCUAUUACAAUAGAGAAAGCAUGUUAAGUUACACAUGGUCUGCAUUUAAAUUUUUGUUUUUGACUAUUUCCAAAGCACAUUUGCAGGGGUACUAAAUUGUGAAGCUACUGUAAUAACAGUAGUUUCCAGAUGACCUCAGGAAACAGGAUGAACAGAUGAGAAUGUUUACAGAUCCUCAAAACAACUACAUAGUGUUUAGCCAAAUGAAUUUAAGAAGUAAAACAGAGAAGUUUCUCUAGCUUUAUUUAGAAACUGGUUUACAGGGUAUGUCUAACCCCAGUUUCCUAGUUUUUCCAUAUUUAAAAUGGUAAAAUUUUUAUUAUGUGCCAAUUAUGUGAAUAUUUUUGACAUAUCCAAUGUAUAUCUAUGUUUAAGAUUUUGUCAUUUAAUGUCUUUAAAACUGAUGUGAAUACCACCUUUUUGGGAGGCCAAGGAGAAUGGUUCUUGCUGUCAGUUCUAAGAGCAGUUGAUACUUGUUUUCUUGUUUUAAAUGUGCCAACAGAACUAUUUUACUAUAAUAUAUUUAAAAGCUCUUAGCUUGCAUGUGUGAUGAUUUUAGCCAGUGAUUUUAUACAAUAACUGAAAAAAUUUUCUCAAAAUUAAGCUGUGAAAUGUUUCAACUUCAUAUAAUUUUUGUAGUACAAAAGAAUAUCCUGCCUACUCUUCUUAAAUUCAUAUUCAUAAUUUAUUUGCAUGUUAGCUGAUCAAAUAAGCCUAAACCAAAUAUGUUAUGUGCAAUAAAAUAAAGCCUUUAUAUAUAUCUAGAAUAUUAAGAAAGACUAUUUUUAGAUAUUUAAAAUGUUUUGGUCCAUGUAGAAAUCAUCAAAUCUGUUUAAAAGAUAGAUGACUAUAUUUUUAAUUUUGAGUAACAUUGGUUAUCAUUCCUACUGUUUUAUCUUUACUUUUUAUUGCAGUGUUUUUAGAAAAUAGCUAUGUAACUUAUUGAGCAUUAUUUUGAUAUUACUGUAUAAACAUGCAUAAUAAAUAUUAAAUUCUUAUUUAUGUUUCA